AUGGCACCUCCAAAGAAGAGAACAUCGAGGAAAUCCAACAAAAAUGAAGAUGAGUGUCUACUUCAAAGAGUUUGUGCCAACAAACGCGAACGACAACGAACAAAGGAGUUAAAUGAUGCUUUCGCCUUGCUAAGGAAGAUCAUACCAUCGAUGCCAUCUGAUAAAAUGAGCAAAAUCCAUACUCUGCGUAUAGCAUCUGAUUAUAUUCGUUUUUUAGAUCAGAUGAAGAGAGAUGAUGGGAAAUUAUAUGGUGUUGAUAUUUUCGAUGAUAAGGCAGGGUAUGGGUUACAAGCCAGUUUCAACAUCUGGCGAUCAGGACAUGGCAUCACUGGUUCAGGAAUUAUAUCGCCUCAUGUAGUAAACGCCUCCUCAACAACUGGUAAUAUGGUGCCAGUAGGUAUGAUGCAACAAAUGCCUCCAACAGGUUUGGUUCAUAACUCAGGAGCAGCUUCAACAUCUAUGAUGACUUAUUAUAUGAGCGGCUAUAGUAUGAAACCAGAUUAUCUGGAUUCUUCUACGUCAUCUGGAGAUAUGCAUUGGGAAAAUUGA
Molecule: messenger RNA, 549 nt
Organism: Auanema sp. JU1783
Lineage: Eukaryota; Metazoa; Nematoda; Chromadorea; Rhabditida; Rhabditidae
Source: the annotation of a GenBank genome assembly